UUCUUCGUUGCAUGAAAAUUAUUUAUAUUUUAUUUUAAAAGAAAUGAUCUGAAAUAGAAUGGCCACUUACCUGCCACAGAGUUUCUCUAAACCGCUGCCACCAGAGUUUCCAUAUCCGUACAGGGUCGCCGGAACUUAUCAACUGUUUCCGAAGAGGAGGAGAUCGCCGGUGAUCGGAAAGUGCUUGUCGACCGAGUCAGUGACGGGUCUGACUCGGAGUGCGGAGACAGAUUUGAGAUAUGUGGUGAGUGAACACGGAUGGGGCGUGAGGAGGCUGGCGAAGGAGGACGAAGAAGAGAUGAGGAAGGUGUCUCUGGUUCAGGCAGAGGCUUUCCACAACCCGGUCGCUCUCUUCGACGAUUUCUUCUUCCUUUUCUUCCAGGCAGAAGUUCUUUCUGUGCUUCUCUACAAACUCAAGAAUUCACCUCCUGACAGAUAUGCAUGUCUGGUGGCAGAGGCGGAGAGGGAUGAGAGUGAAGGCUCGGAUUCAGGCAGAGGGAUCGUGGGAGUAGUGGACGUGACUGCCAUGAGAGACGCCUCUGUGCUUCGGCAUUUUCCGGACGUGGAUGAGUAUCUUUACGUGUCGGGACUCGCCGUCUCCAAAUCUCAAAGGAGGAGGAAAGUGGGGAGCACAUUGUUGAAGGGAUGCGACGUGGUAAGGGAAAAGUGGGGAAUGAAGCUAAUGGCUCUGAGGGCAUACGAAGACGACAGAGCGGCUAGGAAGCUCUACGCAAAUGCCGGCUACAGAGUUAUAGAGGCUGAUCCUCCAUGGUUCUCCACUUGGCUCGGUCGUAAACGCCGCCUCCUCAUAUUCCACCGGGAAUUCACAAAGAUAAUAAUAAUUGAGUGGGAUAAGAAACAGCAAGUGCAUGUGGUCAGGCGUGUCUCGGGUCUCCCUUCCCUUGCCCUGUCUGUGUUGCGAUUGAGGCUUUCCCUUGCCCAGAUUCGUUGGGCUGGAAGUGGAAACCCCUUGUGGUUCCUUGGUUUCAUGUGAUUCUCCUAAGUGGGCGUCGUUGUCAUUCUCUGUUUGAUAAAGUGGGCUUUCAUGUUGUUUCUUUGACGCCUCGUCUUUGUUUAAUGCCACUUAUGGGCUUCAAGCUCAUUCCACUGUGACUCUUUUGUAAGGGAGCAUGGCCCAUUUAUCAACUGAAUUACAA
Molecule: messenger RNA, 1157 nt
Organism: Tarenaya hassleriana
Lineage: Eukaryota; Viridiplantae; Streptophyta; Magnoliopsida; Brassicales; Cleomaceae
Exons: 5
Coding region: 59-994 (311 amino acids)
Biological process (GO): mitotic sister chromatid cohesion
Cellular component (GO): NatA complex; cytoplasm
Molecular function (GO): N-acetyltransferase activity
Source: RefSeq, a predicted model, not a curated record